Molecule: messenger RNA, 1946 nt
Organism: Eublepharis macularius
Lineage: Eukaryota; Metazoa; Chordata; Lepidosauria; Squamata; Eublepharidae
Gene: DYNLT3
Product: dynein light chain Tctex-type 3
Exons: 5
Coding region: 116-466 (116 amino acids)
Biological process (GO): microtubule-based movement
Cellular component (GO): cytoplasm; cytoplasmic dynein complex; kinetochore
Molecular function (GO): dynein intermediate chain binding
Source: RefSeq, a predicted model, not a curated record
AGCUGCCGUCCCUCCCACUGAGAGAAGGCGGGGCUGCUGAACUAAACUCAAUACAGGCUUCUGGGCCGCCAACGCCAAGAAUAAGGACGGUGCUACCUUAGCAGCUUCCGUGGACAUGGAGGAGUUUCACCCGCACAACGAUGAGGUUACUUUCAACACUGAAGAAGCCCACAAUAUCAUUAAGGAUUGCAUAGAAGGUGUACUGGGCAAGGCAGAUUACAAUCAUGACAAAGUAAAUCACUGGACUGCUGCUAUAGUAGAACAAUCUCUAACACAUCUGGUAAAGCUGGGGAAAACAUAUAAAUACAUUGUAACAUGUGCAGUAAUGCAGAAAUGUGGCGCUGGUUUACACACAGCAAGCUCAUGUUUUUGGGACACAACAACUGAUGGUACCUGCACGGUCAGAUGGGAAAAUCGAACUAUGAACUGUGUUGUGAAUGUUUUUGCUGUAGCGAUUAUCCUGUAGCAAGCUGAACAAGCUACAUUAAGUUACGCCAAAGCCUUUAAGAACAAACUAUCAAACACAGCACAUUGUAACAACUAUUAAAUAGUAUAAUAUUUAUGCACUAGAGGAAGUGGUAUGAAGUUUCUGCACAAAGUAUAUAUGAUGGCAAAAUAUUAUUAUUCAGUAUAGUGGCUGAAAGCUUCCUAAAGGCAAAGCUUAAGCAUUCUAAGUCUGUGAAUCCCCCCCCCCCGCUCUUAAGAAUAUACAUGCUUGCACAAAAGCACCAAAACCACCAUUCAAGGGGGCUUAAAAGAAACGUAUUUGUUAGAAGGAAGAGAAUAUGAAAUAUAUAUAUAAAUUGUCAGUGAAGAGCAACUUCUAGACUGUUGCAGAGACUUCCUUGGAAGAUUUUUAGAGGUUCUUCAAUAGAAUGGCAGAUAAGAUGCCCUAAAGGAUGGCUUGUCCAUCAUACAGACAUUCUUCUGCAAAGUGGAAUAGCAAGAGAGUGCUAGUUUGUUCUAGGGCCUAUAUUCUGAUGGUGAGGCCCAAGCCAGUCCCUCAUGUGAACUGAAAGAACACUCUCAGCAUGCAUGGAUUCCAUAUCAGAUGCUGUGGAUUUUCUCAAGGAUGCAAAAUAUUCCCUCAGAGUAGUAUGUUUGAUUGUCAUGGUUUUAGGGUUGCAAAGUAGGAUAUUUCAUAGUGCUUGUAUAUAAUAUUUGAUAGACCAAACACGACAAGAGAAUGGAAAAAUAAACAUAUUUUAAAAUUAUGUUGUUCUGCCAUUAGGUCACAAACAGUGCAGUCUGAUACAGACUCAAUUGGUUUAGACUGGAGUUACUCUGCUUAGGAUUGCACUGAAAAUAUCUACAGGCCAAAGUACCUAUUUUUCUCAUACAGGGCAUGAAUUCCUGCAAGCAAAUGUUCCUGUGAUCCUGGAAUCAGUAGCCAGCAUCACAUAAUUUUAUAUGAAGGCAUUGCCCUUAAGACAUACUUCCCAAUUUAGGAAAAUUAAGUUACCUCAGUCUGCAGUAUUUAAUAGUGAUUGACAGCUCAAUCUUACAUCAACAGAAUGUGAGGAAAAGAGUACCUGCAGCUCUGUCAUCGCAGCAUCACAAAGCACGUAUGGCUGCAUUAUAGUAAUCUGUGCGUGAAAAGAGUUACAUGCACAGAUAUUUACAACUGGGAUAUAAAAGAUUAGCAAAACUCUUUUAUCUUCAUUAUCUGACAUAUCUUUUAGCAGAAUAUCUUGUUUACAUCUUAAGAUGCACUUAUUAAAAGUCUAAUAAAGCACUGUGUCAUUUAUGAAAUAAGUGUGAUUGCGUUAUUAUACACACAUACUUGGGUGUAAGGUAUGUUGAACUCAGAGAGACUAGCUUCCAGGUAAUGUUAAUGGACUGUACAUCUGAAUUAUGCCUAGGAAUGUUGAUAUAAGAUGUUAAAAAUAAGGCUGCAUGUCUGCUUAUGGGAGAGUAAAAUGUGUUGAAUGCCGCGGAACUAUAAA